AGUUUGUUUUAUUUUGCGGCCAUCACUAGUGAACUGCCGUAUUAAGCGCAAAUUAGUCGUCGGCGCUUCAACUUGAGUUUUAUUCCUGCACCAAAUGUACGCAUCAUAUGUGUUCUUGGGGGCUGGUAGGGAAAAUAACUAAAAAUUUCCCAAAGUCCAGUUGCUCAGUUCACUCGAGACAAUUAAAAACGAAUAACCUCAAACCGUUCGGCCACGUUUGGCUAAUUAAGACGGACGUAAUUUAUUCGCAUGAACAUACUAGACAAUGAAUCUGGCGCAUUUUCGGGCUGACUUUCCAAGUUCCAGCCGAAAGUACCAGAAAAUGGGCCCAGCGGUGAAGCUACUUGCCUUUAUCGUGCUGUCCGCUGGUAUCGGCACGUGGACAGUUCCUUCGCACGGAUUCCUAACACUGAAAUGCCCACUGGAGAACCAUGGUGUCUGCGGUCAGGACUCCGUUAUCCAGUGCACUCUCAAGUCCAGCCACCAGCAUGUGAGGGUGAUGGGGCUGGUAUGGAGGAAGCUGGGAUCAUCUUUUCCCCUCAUCUCCUACAUGGGUGGGAGGCUCAGGCAGACGGGCCGUUUUCAACUCCUUGAACGAGGCUGGGAUGAACGAAACGCUAAUGUGUCCCUGGCGGUGCGGGACACGCGUGUGGCCGAUCAAGGAUUGUACCAGUGCGCGGUGCUGACGGAAUACGGGAACGCUAAACUCAUCGCCAGCUUGCGGGUCACAGCCAAGUACAGAGAGCUAAGAGUGACUUCCAUUCCAGAGAGUAACAUUCAGGAAGACUCUACUGUGUUGAUGCUGUGCACUGCCCAUGGUGGAUACCCAGAGGGCACAAUGAAGUGGUUCGACCAGUAUGGCACAGACUGGACACGCAGCGCAGAAAUGCAGGCGAUGGAGGUUGAAGAGGGCUUCUUCAAUCUGACAAGCAGGUUUUCUGUGUGGAGGGCAUCCUCAGUCUCCCCACGGUAUAGGUGUGUAUUGUUCAACGGCAGUGGUGCUGAGGAGGACAAAGUCGAAAUCCAUCUGAAAUUUUCCAUUCCAGAAAAGAUUUCCAGAAGGCUGAGCAACAAGAGCAUCACAGCAGUCAUUGUUGUUUUGGGUUCACUGACUUCUGGGCUUCUGGUCUUAACUUUGUUCCAGAAGAGUGAAUGCAGAGGCCCAGUACAGGUCUACCCUAGGGUAGAAGACACCAGGGAGGUGGAAGGUUUGGACAGUCUGGAAGAUGUGAAUACAGCAUCUUAAAUAUCUGUUGAGACCUAGUGGUACUGAACUGAUACAGUUCAGACUAGUUCUCAUUGCUAUGUUUGUGCAGAAAAGCAGAAACAUUAUUGCCGUUGUCUGGCUUUUUGGAGAGAGAGUUAGGAAAUUUUUUUUUUUGGAAUCAUACUUCCUUAGUGCCAGUGUCCUGCUGUCAUUUUCCAAACUGGGUGAUCAUGUUUGGAAUUAAACUUUAUGUACCACAAAACUAUUUUGAUACUUUCUGCUGUUAAGCAAGGGCAAUGAAUAGAAACAAAUGCAUAAAUAAUAUUGAUGCAUUUUAUCUUUAAAUAAAAAAAA
Scleropages formosus (Asian bonytongue) is the source of this 1561-nucleotide messenger RNA. Its product is annotated as CD276 antigen-like. The coding region runs from base 266 to 1246 and encodes 326 amino acids. The record is from RefSeq and is a predicted model, not a curated record. Gene Ontology annotation, biological process: negative regulation of T cell proliferation; T cell costimulation; immune response. NCBI's taxonomy places the organism in Eukaryota, Metazoa, Chordata, Actinopteri, Osteoglossiformes, Osteoglossidae. The transcript has 7 exons. Gene Ontology annotation, cellular component: external side of plasma membrane.